Austrofundulus limnaeus is the source of this 1132-nucleotide messenger RNA. It is a transcript of the gene hax1, whose product is annotated as HCLS1 associated protein X-1. The record is from RefSeq and is a predicted model, not a curated record. Gene Ontology annotation, biological process: regulation of actin filament polymerization; negative regulation of apoptotic process. Gene Ontology annotation, cellular component: apical plasma membrane; mitochondrion; actin cytoskeleton. Lineage: Eukaryota; Metazoa; Chordata; Actinopteri; Cyprinodontiformes; Rivulidae.
GUUGUUUUGUUGCGUCACGCCAGCAGCUGUGAAACUUUCAUGUGAUGGUUUAGUUUUCGGGCAAAGCUGCGAUUAAAUGAGUGUGUUUGAUUUGUUCCGCGGCUUCUUCGGGGUCCCGGGAGGUCAUUAUGGAGGCCGAAGGGACCCCUUCUUCGACGCCAUGACGCGCGAUGAGGACGAUGAGGAUGAGGAUGGUUUCUUUUACGACGGCUUCAGAGGAGACCAGCAGCAUCCCUUUGACGAUUCGUUGAGGUUCGGUUUCAGCUUUGGACCGAACGGGAUGAGGUUCCGGGAGCCCGCAAUGUUUGGUGACGUGCUCAGGGAGAUGGAAGAGAUGUUCUCCCAGCUGGGCCGCUGGGAGGGGGACACAGAUCCUGCUCAUUUUGGUGCUCCCAGAAUCAUGCUGCCGUUACCACCUCAGGGCAGAUCUGAGAGAGGUGGGAGCAGCGGGAACCCUCUGAGGGACUUCAUGCUCAAAUCGCCUGAUGGUGACCCUCGAGAACCGCACAGCGAGACUCCCGGGAACAUCCAGCCUUCGUACGAGUCACCAGAGUUCCCUCCAUCACCUUUUCAUGGCUGGAGACCUUUCUCUAAGUUUAAUGAUAUUUGGCGACAGGAACAGAAAACUCCAGAUGAGGAGCCCAAAGAAGACAGAGAUCUGGACUCUGCUGUAUCAUCCGGAGGCCUGGAUCAGAUUCUGUCUCCACCUGCAGGCCAGGCGCCAAGUCAGCCCAGAACCAGAUCCUUCUUCCAGUCGGUCACAGUCACAAAGGUGGUGAAGCCCGAUGGGACUGUGGAGGAGCGGCGGACGGUCAGAGACGGACAGGGAAAUGAAAAGACCACGGUGACCCGGUCAGGAGGUGCGGGAACGUUAGAGGGACCGGACCACACUGGACCUGAGCAUCCAGGUGGUCCUCAUCGCUUCUCAGACCUGCGGGACGACCACUCUUUAUUCUCCAAGUUCUUCAGAGGAUUUAAAUAACAUGUAGAUCAAAACACAGAUUCAGGACUUGUCGGUUUUAGGUUUCGUUCCCCUACAGCUGUCUCCCUUUGGCUCUGUUUGAUUAUUUGUCGACGGACUGUUAAAUGAACCUUGAUUUGCCAAAAUAAAUGUAAAUCUGUUGACGAAGCA